CCGCCGAACUACGGUGUUUAAAAGUACCUGUUGUCGCUUCCAUCGAUCAGUAGGCGGUGGACGUUGGAAGCUGAUGUAUGUUGAGGGCAAGUGCAGGUUGCAAUAACAGAGGCAACUAACCCUGCCACAAUAAGAUGGCAGCCUCACAGACAAGUUUGUCUGCAAGUGUAUCAACAGCAAAAACUGAUCAAUCUGAGGAUAAUGAGGCUAAGGAAGAUCAGAAAACAACCACUCAAAGUGCUGAAACAAAAGGCUCAGAAUCUACAUAUCACGAAAACCCUAACCAGGAGUCAAAGAAUGGCAAUACACUGGCAAACAAAGAAACUGGGCUAGAAGAAAAAUUGACCAGUGAAGACAAUAAGGAGACUACAAAGUUAGGUGAAAUGGAAUCUAAGUCACUAUCAGAAGUUCAUGGUACUAAAGCCAGUACAGAUCUUGACAGUGAUGACAGAAAGUUAGUAGGUGAUAACGAUAGCAAAACAAAAUUAGUUGGAGGCGGUGAAACUAUAAAACAAGCUGAAAGUUCAGAAAGUAAGACAGCCCUCAGCUUAGAGACCACAAAGGAUGACAGUGAGGAAGCAUCUGUAUCAGCAAGGAAUAUAGAAAGCAAGGAGACAGAGGAUGAUACAAAGAAGAUCCCGGAUGACAAACAUUCAGAAAAGGAGGUGGGCGAAGAUCCCAAAGACAGCCCAGCAGGGAUUUCAGAUGGUAGGGCAGAGAGAACUGUUGGAGCAGAAAAGAGUUCUGAAACCCCAGGAGAUAAAGGGGGAGAGGAUACUGCACGUAGUAAAGAUGAUGGAAUAAAGAGUGACAUACAGAAUGUCGCUGCAGACAAAGACGCAGUUAGCAAAGAUGCAGGGGUAGCUGUAGGAACUGAAAGUCAAAUCACGGAAACUCCAGAGAAUAAGGGAGCUGAUAAUGUUGUGGGUAUGGCAGAUGACAAAGAUGAGGUGUGUGCAAAGAAAAGCGACGACACAUCUGCAGCUGAUAAUAAAGCCAGUGAACAGACAAAAGAGGACAAGAAUGAACCUGGCAAGGAGCCUGAUGCAGAGCCAGAAGAACCCCUUGUACCUAAAAUUCCAAAUGGUGUUGCUUCCAAAGGUAAAGGCAGACGCAAAGGGACUCCAAAGAGAGCAGUACCAGAUGAUACACCCGAACCAUCUACAUCAUCUGCUGAAACAAAAGCUACACGAACACAACCAGCUAAGAAGGAAACUGCACAGCCAUCAUCUAAAAAGCGAAAGGCACCAGAAGAACAACGUGCGCAACCGACAAGGCGCAGCAAACGCAGGAAGGUCCACGGCUGGGGAGCAAAGCGCAAAAGCAGAUCUCUUAGAGAUCAAUGAUAUGUGGAGGAGUCGAGUGCUCACGCAUCGGAUGACAGUGAGCCAACUGACAGUGAAAAGGACACUGAAACAACCUCAGAUGUAUCAUUGACUGGCACUUCUCAGAAAACCUUGUGAGAGCACUGGAUGUACUAAAUUUUAGGUUGCAACUGUGUCAGAUGGCUGAUAAAGAUGUGGAUGUUGUAAUUGGCAUUGGGUAAGUGGUGAACCAAUAUGAAUGGGUAUGGCGGGACUAAAAAGUGAAACUGAACUGAAGCCACAAAGGAAGCUUCUGAAGAAAGCAGAGUAUCAAACCAUGUCUUUAGUAUUUACAUUUCAAUGUUCUGAAGAUUUAUUUGUGUACUGUGAAGAAAGUUGUGUCUGAAGAUGGCUGGUGACACUUUAGCCAGAGGUUCCACAGUUUUGUUUGAAUUUUAUGAAAGUUACAUAAUAUUUUUUCUGUCUGAAGAUGACAGGUAGAGAGAAUCGGUGACGAUGACAGGUAGAUACAUUCGGUGAUAACUUCUUAUAUGCAAAUAUUUACUAUACUUCCUGGGUGGCAGUAAACUGACUGUGUACAGGGCGUAACUAAAUUCCCUUUCCAGACUUUACACUAAAAAGUCUAGUAUACAUGGGCUCUAAGAUACAUACUUUACUAUGAACACUUUUUCAUUUUCAAUACUAUGAAAAAUGUCUCUGAAUGGACCAGAACAUUAGAAAACAAUUUCAGCCAACAUGGAUUGUAAAAUGCAUACUGUAAGAGCUAUGUGCACACUUUUUCAUCUUCACUACUGUGAAACAUUUCUUCUAUUGAACAAGUGCCCACAGCUCUUAAUAUGCAUGAUAGAGCCCAUGUUUACUCGACUUUAUUAUUUUGGUAUAAGGAACCUUUCCUCGAGGACUGUAAAGGGAAUUUAGUUACACCCUGUAUAUUUUUUACCCCUCUUUUAUUUGUCUUGCUAUGUCUCAUUUGGCCCAUAGUCAUCAAUAACUUAAUUGCCUAACUUUUGAAUAGCUGAGCUACAGCCUUCCAUUUCAUUGGUCAGUCAAGUCAUCUGUCACCUGGUAAGUAUAAAUUUGGAUCAUAUUUAUAUAGUUGAAUGUUUUCAUUUGAUUUCACUAACAAUAGAUUUAUGGAAGACGAACAUUAUUGAUGUAUCUGUAAUGCUGUUAAGAACUACAGCUAAUUUAUCAAUAUAUUGAAUGUUGUAAUUGGAAAAUUGUGAAGAUAUAUGUGCAAAAUAUAAAGAAAUUAUAUCUGUGUGUAUAAUGCUGACAAGUAUAGCAGCCACUCCAUGUAUUUAAAUGUUUUAAUGUGAAUUUUGUGAGAAUGUAACUGUGAAGUAGUCAAAACUCCAGCUGUUUCUGCACAUUUGUUUGUGUCACUUUUGAAAGACUGUUUUACUGUUCUAUAAGAGCAUCAAGUUUAGUUACAUAGCCAUGCAUUAUUGUGACAGAUAUGAAAAUCACCAUUUCAGUGUAACAACAUUGAAGAAUUGAAUGUCUUACAGUUGUACAAAAAUGUACGUAAUAUCUGUGGGUAAGAAAUUUGUUGUCAGCUGUGACUAACUAACAUAAUAAUGCAGCCAUCAUUUGAGUUCAAGACAGUAAGGAAAUGAAAUAUUACUUUAAGAGUAUAGUUCUUUGCAGCAGCAGGAUAUAAUUUGGCCUGCUGAAAUGUAAUCACCAGGCGAUGAAGUUGGUCGCUAGAGAUGGACAAAUAUGAUGCAGCAGAAACUCAAGGUGAAGCAUUUAUUUGUGAAGUAUUACUUGAUUAGUAACCAACGGCAUUGCUUCGCUGGCGCGACUGGUUCCCGCCCCAGUGACCAGCAAGCAACGUUGCCCCCUGUCAGUACCUGGAUGGGUGACUGUUAUCCCCCCCCCCCCCCUCCAUUUAGUGGCUGGCAGCCAAUUCCAAAUUCCUAAUAAGUAAAGUGUUACCAAUUGUGAUAUAGUUAUUAAAAUUAUUUGUGUGACCAAAUGAUGUUUACUGAAGUAUCAGAUUUGUCCUCUCAAUUUUGGAUUUCUCUGUAAGGGAAAGGCUUGGUACUAAUCUGAUGGUGAAUAUCCCAUGAAAACUGUUUUGUGUUGGAACUUUAUACUUCAGGACGUUAUAUGUACUUUGCUUCCCCUGAACUACUUAAUCUCAUUGAUUUAUUUUUUCACAUGGCAUCUGAUUCACUUUAAGACCACAUCAUGUUGUAGAGCUCUGCCAAAUGUGAUGUCACUUAUGGGCUGGUAGGUGGAACCUUAAGCAACUGGUGUGGUACAACAAAGCAAGGGAGUAGUGUUUUCAUUUAUAAAUUCUCACCUGAUUUCAUUUUAAUUACAGCAAAGUUAAGAUUUUACAGGUUUCUCAGAUGUCUACUGUAGUGAAUGACCAAUUCAUUGUUUAUUGUAUUCUGUGUUCAAAAAGGAGCUUUUAGAAGAUAUUCAUUAUUUCUGUCACGAUUGAUUGGUGGUGUUAAUGUCAAAGGUGCUUCAGAGAACAACUUUUGUAAACAAUGACUGUUUUAUUAAAUGGGCAUUGAAGGUUUUGAAGAACUAACUGUUGUUUGAGAAGAUAAAACCAUGCAUUCAUUGUGAAUUCAUUAGUUGUAUUUGAAGCAAAAGAAUCUGCUUUCAUUGGAAUGAUGAUUGAGAAGAUGCAAGAAUGUGGGUGGUGAAAUGAUAAUCAUUAUAAAAAAAAACAACACAUUUGCUACACAGUCCUUGGCUGAUGUCAGACUGCAAAUACAGAAAGUUAUUAGCAGAAAGAAAAUACAAAUUUGAAUCGUAAAGCUAUUUUUUUAAAAAAUAAUUCUAACUGUACACUGAAAGCAAGCUAAUUCCUGGAGUAACUAUUGUGAAACAUUUAUAUAUGAUGAUUUUCACAACUUACUUUUCCUUAAUUGCUUUGAAUACCAAUUUCACUUUAUUUCACAAGUCUUAAAAUUAGAGUUUAAUUGUAUAUUUUUUUAUGGCAAAAAUAGAUUAUAAAUUACUCAUUACAAUGUGUCAGUGAUGGAGAUGCCAGCUGAAACUCUUUCAAAAGGUGAUACUCGAUACAUAACUUUCCAGGUAGAACAAGCACAGCAAGCAACCACUAUAACCUGUAUGUAUCACAUAUUGAUUGUGUGUUUUGUCUCGUAGCAGAAAUGGUCUGUCUCGGUGUUAAAUGUUUAAGAUAAAUACCAUUUAAGUUGCUUACAAAAUUGGUGUAUGCUAUUCCUAUGUUCAUAAUUUUGAUAUAUGUGAAAUAAACUAUAAAUGUAA
Molecule: messenger RNA, 4580 nt
Organism: Schistocerca gregaria
Lineage: Eukaryota; Metazoa; Arthropoda; Insecta; Orthoptera; Acrididae
Product: muscle M-line assembly protein unc-89-like
Exons: 3
Coding region: 135-1346 (403 amino acids)
Source: RefSeq, a predicted model, not a curated record